AUGAGUCUCUCUCAGAAUUUUGAUUAUAUUGCGGCUCACAUCACGGAGUAUAUUAAUGAAAACAAUAUUUUUAGCAUAUUCGAGAUAGAAGAUAUCGAAAAUAUCUUGAAAAUUUCUAAUUUAAACGCAAACGAUUAUAUUAGUCUUCUUGAACAGUCAAAUCAUACAGUCAAAGCAAGUGAAGUAUAUAAGUGUGCUAGAAAUACUAAUCUUUAUAUCCAAAACUAUGAAGAAGCCAUUUCAAUACUGAAAUCAAUCAAAAAUUACAUGAAAUUAGGAAUACUUGAUAAAAUUAUUGAAAUUCUAGAUCAUAAAGAGAAAGAAGCGCUUGAUUCUACAGCGAAAAUCCAAAAUCUUCAAGCAAGAUUAUCCGAAAUCCAAAAAAGUGACAAAGAAAAACAAUCACUUCAUUCUCAAUCCAAACAAAUUAAUGAAGAAUUAGGAAGUGAAAAAGAAAUUCUGACAAAAAUUUCAGAACUUAAAAAUUCUGAUGAUUUUGAAAAUAUUUACAACUUCCUUGAUAAACUUUCAUUUCAAGGAGAUCAAAAAAUGAUUUCAAAAGCAUGUGAAGAAGGACUUUGGAAAAAGAUAGUUUCUAAAAAAUCUAAUUGGGAUGAUGAAAAGAAUGUUCUUCAUGUUGCAACAGAAAAAGAUAAUCUAAGACUUGUGAAAUCACUCAUUGAAUGUGGAUGUGAUAAAGAGACAAAAACUAAAAAUGGUUGGACUCCUCUCACAUUAGCCAUUAAAUUUUGCCAUAAUGAAAUCGUUAAAUAUCUUAUUUCAAUUGGUGCUGAUAAAGAAGUGAAGGAUAAAAACGGAUCUACACCACUCAUUUUGGCAUCGAAAGGAGGAUGUCUCGAAAUUGUUAAAUAUCUUAUCUCUGUUGGAGCUGAUAAAGAAGCAAAAGAAAGCGAUGGAAAAACUGCACUUAUUGUUUCAUCAGAGAAUGGUUUACUUGAUGUUGUUCAAUAUCUCAUCUCAAUUGAUGCUGAUAAGGAAGCAAAGGAUAAAAAUGGAAACACAUCGCUUAUUUCAGCAUCAAAAUACUGUCAUCUUGAUGUUGUUAAAUAUUUAAUUUCUUCUGGUAUAGAUAUUGAAGCAAAGACCAAUUAUGGAUAUACACCACUUAUAUGUGCAUUAGAAAAUGGUCAUCUUGAAGUUGCUAAAUAUCUAAUCUCUGUUGGAGCUGAUAAAGAAGCAAGGAUUUAUAACGGAUGCACUCCACUCAUGAGAACUUCAGAAAAUGGCAAACUUGAAAUUGUUCAAUAUCUUAUUUCAAAUGGAGCUGAUAAGGAAGCAAAGAAUAAAUAUGACUGGACUCCACUCAUGUUUGCAUCAAAAGGAGGUCACCUCGAAAUCGUUAAAUAUCUUAUAUCUAUUGGAGCUAAUAAAGAAGCCAGAACUAAUGAUAAAUAUACUCCACUUAUUCUGGCAUCUGGAGGAGGUCAUCUUGAAGUUGUUAAAUAUCUUCUUUCUAUCGGAGCUGAUAAAGAUGCAAAAGAUAAAUAUGGAUAUACGCCACUCAUUUUAGCAUCAAAAAACGGCCAUCUUGAGGUCGUUAAAUAUCUUAUUUCUGUUGGUUUUGAUGUUGAAGCUAAGACCAAUUUUGGUUAUUCAUCACUGUUUUGUGCAUUAGAAAGUGUUCAUCUUAAUGUUGCUGAAUAUCUUAUCUCUAUUGGAGCUGAUAAAGAAACCAAGACUCAUGAUGACUAUACGCCUCUCAUGCGUGCUUCAGAGCAUGGCAAACUUGAAGUUGUUAAAUAUCUUAUCACAAUUGGAGUCAACAAAGAAGCUAAAGAUAAAAAUGGAUAUACAUCACUCAUUUUGGCAUCAAAAGGCGGUCAUCUUGAAGUCGUUAAAUAUCUUAUAUCUGUUGGAGCUAAUAAAGAAGCAGCAACUAAUGAUGGAAAAACUGCACUAAGUAUUUCAUGUAACAACCAAAUUAGAGAAUAUCUUCUCUCUUUGCAAUCUAAUUAUUUAAACAAAAAUUAG
Messenger RNA from Trichomonas vaginalis G3, 1992 nucleotides. RefSeq names its product ankyrin repeat protein family. Lineage: Eukaryota; Parabasalia; Trichomonadida; Trichomonadidae. Bases 1 to 1992 code for a protein of 663 amino acids. The transcript has a single exon. The record is from RefSeq and is a predicted model, not a curated record. Gene Ontology annotation, molecular function: protein binding.